UGAAGCUUUGCGACGUUUGCCCGCGAUUAUCGCCUGUGCCUCUGUCGUCCAGAAUUUGCUGUCACAACUGUUGAAGUUUUAAGUUGAACGACAACUUGAAGUAGGAUACAACGAUCACAGCAGCAAGAACAAUUAUUCUACGAAACAAAUGAAAUAUCCAGCAAGCGAAUGGACAUCACUAACCCGCUAUUGUUUGCAGUAGCUCUGGAUCGUUGACUUUGGCUGUGGUUUAUAUACACUGUUUGAUAAUAGGUCUCGAAACAAGGGAGGAUGUGUUGUUGUGUUCAUUUUUAAACUUGUUCCGCUUGCCUCCGUCGGAUCUACCUGGCAUUAUUAUGGCUAAUUGUUGCUGAUCUGUAACAGCAGGAUCAACAACAACAACAACAUCAACGACUACGGUAAAAGUGAGAACAAAAGUUGUGCCACCCGUCUUACUGCGCGUGGGCGCUCGAGUUGCCGCGUCUAUUUACGAAUUUUUUAAAAUAACAAAAAAGUUGAACCAAUUGGCAAGCAGUGAAAAGUUUCAAGGGUAUAAUCAUAAAAGACUAACAGGUACAGUCUUCUCAGUAUUAGGUGAACACUAGAUAACAAUCAGAGCUGUGCCUGCUCCAAUCCCUCCGCAGUACAACAGAAGCCUGCGCUAAGAGAAAGGAUUCCAGUUGCGAUAUAGUUCCUAUAAAAACUCAAUUAUUCAGCGGAACAGUGCUGGGGCUCGUAUUUGCGUUAGUGCGUCCUUGAUGAGCACCGAUAGUACAAAGAAAAAACGGAAGCUCUCGUCAGUGCAUUAAACGUCACAAAGGGUCACAAUAAAAUUUACAAAAUGGCCAUUUUAAGGCUAGCCAACACCUUCAUAAAAUAGAAAAUAGCGCAGGCUUUUCUGCAAACGCAUAUCUCGUAAUAACUUUGAAUGUCAAUUACAGAAAACGAAACUUGCGGACGUCGUAGUCGAAAUAAAAAUGAAAAAAAAAAACUCGACAUUAUAGGCGUAAUACACCGGCCCAAUUUCAUUAUACAAAGCAAGCACAUCUUGAGCGAGUUUAAACAACGUUCCGGCGGGAGAAACCACAAGUUUCUGGUUCAACUUUCUCGGAGCACGGUGUCGUAACCUUGUCUACGUGUAGACUGACGAAAGUAAGCAACGAAUAAUAGACAAAGCUCAAUCUGAAAUAGCAAAAAGUUUUCGUUUGACUCUCGCACCCCGAUGGCACGGGCUAAACAAAUACAAAAAGUAGAGAGAAAACCGCACUUUGACUGAACACUCGGCCUGACAGGUGUAAUAACCGUGCGUGGCCAAACGAUAUCUCCGAAAUUGUUAUCACAAAAAUAUGCGAACAAAGUAACGGCGACGGUUUAAAGACUGCAACCAAAAAAAGCCCUCGCAGCUCUCAAGAGUUCCCUUUCUAUCUCCCUCUUCCUCAAGUGAAGUCAAUGCAUUUGAUCGAUUGACAUAAGAAAAAAGAAAGUUACGAAACAUGGACACGUUGGCUGAGCGAUACCAAUGUGAUAUCUACGUUGUCAGUCUGAUCGUAGAAUUGGAUCUUGACCGACGCGGUGAGGCGACUGCCUAAGGCGGGUAUAUUUGAAAGCGCUUCACUGUGAACUGCGCUGAUGCCGACCUGCCGUCACCGGCGCAGUGUUAACAUGUGCAGAUGCCAGAGAAAUUUUCUGAAAUAACGGCAACUAAAUAUCUGAGCAAAAAAGGAUCGAAUCGUUGACAUCAACAGGGUGAGGCGCAGGAAGACGUAGUGCUAUAGACGAGCAAAACUCAAGCGGACGAAAUUAAGCACAGAUUGUUAGACGCAGCGUAAGGAAAAGAAACAAUGAAAACGACGGAUUCGGUCCUACCUCUGCUCAACAUCCCCACCGUGGUCAAUUUCCAAAUGCAGCUUGGCCUUCAGAAAGAUACGGUGACCAUCGAGAUCGCGGAGCUAAAUCUCAAGUCACUCAAAGAUCUUGCGUGUAACUUCGUCGACCGUAAGGUCCCCGAACAUGGACUAAAUCGAUUGGCUGAACGUUUAAUACUACUUCGUCACGACUAUUCUUCAGAUAAUAUACUUCUACCUAUUAACUGCAUUUCGGAUAUCAACGAAGGUACGCUUGUUGAGAUCGUCCUUUCGGCAAGAGAACUUUCUGAAAACAAUGUUGAGAUUCGGCCGCACGCACUCUCCGUACAUUCAUACAAAUCACCGACAUUCUGCGAUUUCUGCGGAGAGAUGCUCUUCGGUUUAGUUCGACAAGGCCUAAAAUGUGAAGGCUGUGGACAGAAUUACCAUAAGCGGUGCGCCUAUAAAAUUCCCAAUAAUUGUACACACAUCAAACGACGUCGGUCUUCAUUCAGCUGUAUGCUCUUCUCUCCGACAAGAGCAACAGCCGGAACCGAUAUCUUCUUCAAGGAAAGGAACACUGUACAGCGAACGACUUCCGCCGCUCCUUUUAUCGACGAUCACAAUGCAUUGCUAUCGACACUAAAUCUCAAAGAAAAGCGGCCAUCGCUCAAUAUGGGAAGACCGGCAUGGGUGGAAAAAGAGCUCGCUAACAAAACUCGUAUCCCACAUACAUUCUUGGUGCACUCCUAUGGAAAACCAACGGUAUGCCAGCACUGUCGUAAGCUGCUCAAAGGCCUUUUCCGACAGGGUUUGCAAUGUAAAGAUUGCAAGUUCAAUGUACAUAGAAAAUGUCUUGACCGAAUCCCUAUGGAUUGCCCCGGUGAGGCGGAAUGGUCAAACGAAGAACCAGCUGAGGCUGAAGGUCAGGAAGGCAACGAUGGAACCGAUAGCGUGGAAUAUGCCCAAGAUGACAGCGAAGAAGAAACAGAGACGUUUGGCAACAAUCCCAUUCUGCACAUUACGCCACCGAAUGCCGUACCCAAACAUCUUGAGAGGGUCCUACAAGCGUGUGGUUCGCAGGACUCCGGUUCGGAGGAAGAGCCCCGGGCGACGAAUGACGGUCAGAAUGCAAAUAAUAUCCCGCUUAUGCGAAUUGCACAAUCAAUCAAGCACACGAAGAAAGGCGGGCAAAGCAUCCUUAAAGAGGGCUGGCUGAUGCACUAUACGAACAAGGAUUCAUUGAAGCGAAAGCACUUUUGGCGACUUGACACCAAAAUGCUAACACUCUACCAGAACGAGGAAACAAGCAAGUUCUUCAAGGAAAUUCCACUCGAUGAUGUGAUCUUGAUCGAGAUAUGUAAGGAUAAUGUAAAUCACGGUCAAUACUGCCUCGAGUUAAGGACCAAGAACUGUAUCUACUAUUUCGGUUGCGAUAAGGAUAUCAGUUGGGAAGUGGCCAUUCGUCAGGCCCUGCUGCCGCUAAUGGCGACCAAUGAUAAUGUUAAGCCAGAAGACAAAGACGAUGAGGAUGAUCCUUCCCAGGAUAUAAGUCUACACUAUCAGAUCCACCCGGAAGAAGUACUUGGGUCGGGGCAAUUCGGUAUUGUUUACGGGGGCGUGCACCGUAAAAAGCUCCGGAAGGUCGCCAUCAAGGUGAUCGACAAACUCCGGUUCCCGCACAAAGAGGAAGCUGCUUUAAAAAACGAGGUUCAGAUUUUGCAUAAUAUUCAACACCCAGCCAUCGUUAAUCUUGAGAGAAUGUUUGAAACUCCAGAACGCGUGUUCGUUGUAAUGGAAAAACUGAAAGGCGAUAUGCUAGAGAUGAUCCUCAAUUCACCUCAGAGUCGUCUACCAGAGCGAACGGCGAAGUUUCUCAUCUAUCAGAUUUUAGUCGCGUUGCGCCAUCUGCACUCACGUAACAUUGUUCACUGCGAUCUCAAACCUGAAAACGUUUUGCUGUCGACGGACUCACCAUUCCCUCAGCUCAAGUUGUGCGAUUUCGGUUUUGCUCGUAUCAUUGGCGAGAAAUCGUUCCGUAAAUCGGUUGUUGGAACUCCAGCCUAUCUCGCCCCAGAGGUUCUACGAAAUAAGGGUUAUAAUCGCCUGCUUGACAUGUGGUCUGUUGGGGUUAUCAUAUACGUAACACUAUCUGGUACGUUCCCGUUCAACGAAGACGAAGAUAUCAACGACCAAAUUCAGAACGCCGACUUCAUGUAUCCACCGCAGCCAUGGCGAGAGAUAUCUAAGGAAGCAAUUCACCUUAUUAGCUGUCUCCUUCAGGUAAAAGUAGCAAAACGUUAUACUGUCGAUAAGUCGCUCGCACAUUCGUGGAUUCAAGAUUACCAGAUGUGGCUUGAUCUGAGACGACUUGAAACAGAAGUCGGUAUUCGGUAUCUCACUCACGAAUCAGACGAUGAUCGCUGGGAGAAACAUCGACAGGCGAACAAUCUUGAGAUACCGCCACUGCCGCCGCCUGUGUUUGACUAUUCCAACACGUCCAGACUCACCGCUCAUGCAUCUGAUCUUAAUUCGAACAACAAUAGCGGCCUAUUGAAGUCCAAUCUCAGCAGUACUCACUCACAGCAGUCGCUGCAUCAGAUGCUCUCUGUACAGCCCGAAAUUAGCUAGCCUGCCCCGAUGCCAGCCCCACGAUCAGCUUCAAUUGCAACAAACUUCACAAUAUCUGUUUGAACUAUGCCAGGAUAAAGAAGCGUAAUAAAUCGCUACUACUUUUAUCAUACGUAUUUCUUCAAACUCUUCAUCAUCUUCAUCGGAAGUCAUCAUAAUAGAUUUACUAAGACGCGUUGUUCGCUUUACACUGUUCCAAACAACAACCUAUUUUCAGUCGCUAACAGAGUAAUUUUGGCGAUAAUCAGUGCUGCGACUAUCUAUUUGCUUCGUUUACUAGUACUGAAUAAUACACGACAACAAGGCGUCAAAGUUAUCUGCAGCCUCCCCCAAAGCCAGCUUAAGAUUACGGGUAGAUUUUUGUUUUAUCGCCAUAAAGCUGGGUUCCGCAAAUUUAAUUUAAUAUAGCAUAGCUUUGCCAUACUUAAUCAGCGCACUCAAUUACCUCAAAAGGCAUAAUAGGGGCUGCUUCUGCAGGUGCUACAACGGCUAUGUCUUUUCAUACCUGUGAGUGGUGAAGACUGUUGCGUCUGAGGGGAUAGGUGUACGAGGACAGCCUGCAGCAGGAAUGCUACUGCAAGAAGCAAGAUGCAAAAAACGAAAAGGACCAUCAAUAACACCAAACUUGACCUUAAACACGUUAACUUUGUACCUUCGCGAGCGACUUGUCGCAAUCAUACUGACGCGUCAUGGGAUAACAGCAUUUUAACGCGUACAUGUAGGUGAUGUGUAUAAACGUGAAUUGAAGCUAUGCGAGUUAGCUUGGAGGGCCUAUGGAACUCCUCCAGGCUCCCACACGAACCAGCCUUCUACAUCAGUAUGAGUACUUAAAUAGGUGCAUUAAAUAUGGUAAAAACAUGGUUGAUCCAGAUGUUGUAUGUUGUCGAAUAGGCUCACGUUCCCUUUGCUCAUGACUAGAGAUCUAAGGGGUUAGCGUAACACCGUUAUUGCUAAUUCAAUUUACAAAAUCGUGUGCAGAAUAGAAGUACAUUGCGGUCUCGUUAUUAGAGAGCGGCACUAAAUUACAACCAGUGAUUUUGCCUAUUGUACAGUGAUCGGUUGAACUGGAACUUGCACGUUGGAAUAAAUCAAUAUAACAAUUUUUUCGCAUUGAACGUUAAAGAAAAACAGCUGUAGUUAGCAUCGAUAGGCGUAUCGGCAAAAAAAGAUUAUACUGGGGAAGCUUCGAACGGUAUUAGGAUACUGUAAUAUAUAUAUAUAUAUAUAUUACAGAACCUAGACGAUCCGCCGUGCCGGAA
Messenger RNA from Varroa destructor (honeybee mite), 5713 nucleotides. Its product is annotated as serine/threonine-protein kinase D1-like. Gene Ontology annotation, biological process: intracellular signal transduction; phospholipase C-activating G protein-coupled receptor signaling pathway; protein phosphorylation. The record is from RefSeq and is a predicted model, not a curated record. Lineage: Eukaryota; Metazoa; Arthropoda; Arachnida; Mesostigmata; Varroidae. Gene Ontology annotation, molecular function: ATP binding; protein serine/threonine kinase activity. Gene Ontology annotation, cellular component: cytosol.